CGGUCACCGCUGCCCCACUUGGGCCGCCAGAGCCGCCCUCUGGACCCCCGGUGCCCACUGUCCACCCUCAUCCGGCGUGAGAGCCGCCUUCCGUUCCAUCCAUCCACGGAAUCUCAUGGAAGCCGCUGAACUCCUUCUAUAGGGCCGGUCUUUUCCGUUUUCAUACGCGAGAAACUGAGGCUCAGGGAAGCGAAGUGACCUGCCCGAGCUUGCACAGCAAGUGGGCUGCAGCUCCUGCCCUCCGUCCCGGCCCCGGCGUGGUGAGCGAGACAGAAGCGGUCUGCGUGGGGGGGCCUCCAGGCCUCGGCUCGCAGCACCCGGGCGCCAGCUCCAACUGCAGCCGGAAGCCUCGGGUCCGGGGCCCAGACGCAGGCCGCCUGGGGUCUGAGCCUCCAGAUCUCGGCCUUUCGGUCGUCGGCGGCGCAUAACCGUCCUGUUUCUCGUCCUGAAGAUUGCGGCUUUUUGGCCUCGCCGCUCUCAACACUUUCUGGGACCCUAGGGGACCGAGGGGGCGGGGCCAGGACGCCAGACGGCUCCUGCCUCAGUUUUUCCAUCUGAAAAGCGGAGAGUGACCACGACGUUCCCCAGCGCAGAGCGACAGCUCAGCCCGGCUCGGCCAGAGGACGCCUUUGUCCCUAGGGCUGCGGGGCGGCCCCGGCCCCCGCCCGCGCCCAGCCCGGUGCAGGCGCAGCUCGAGAGCAGGGAAGGUCCCUUGCACCCCAGGGCGGACGCCGCGGGCAUGGACUAUUCGUACGACGAGGACCUGGACGAGCUGUGCCCUGUGUGUGGGGACAAGGUGUCAGGCUACCACUACGGGCUGCUCACAUGCGAGAGCUGCAAGGGCUUCUUCAAGCGCACGGUGCAGAACAACAAGCACUACACGUGCACCGAGAGCCAGAGCUGCAAGAUCGACAAGACGCAGCGCAAGCGCUGUCCCUUCUGCCGCUUCCAGAAGUGCCUGACCGUGGGGAUGCGCCUGGAAGCUGUCCGUGCUGACCGCAUGCGGGGUGGCCGGAACAAGUUUGGGCCCAUGUACAAGCGGGACCGGGCCCUGAAGCAGCAGAAGAAGGCACAGAUUCGAGCCAAUGGCUUCAAGAUGGAGACGGGCCCCCCAGUGGGGGUGCCCCCACCACCUCCUCCCCCACCGGACUACAUGCUAACCCCCAGUCUACAUGCGCCAGAGCCCAAGGGCCUGGCCUCUGGUCCACCUGCUGGGCCACUGGGCGACUUCGGGCCUCCAGCACUGCCCAUGGCCAUGCCUGGUGCCCACGGGCCCCUGGCCGGCUACCUCUACCCCAGCUUCCCUGGCCGGGCCAUCAAGUCCGAGUACCCAGAGCCCUACGCCAGCCCGCCGCAGCCUGGGCCGCCCUACGGCUACCCGGAGCCCUUCUCCGGAGGGCCUGGCGUGCCGGAGUUCAUCCUGCAGCUACUGCAGCUGGAGCCGGACGAGGACCAGGUGCGGGCGCGCAUCCUGGGCUGCCUGCAGGAGCCCACCAAGGGCCGCUCCGACCAGCCCGCACCCUUCAACCUCCUGUGCAGGAUGGCCGACCAGACCUUCAUCUCCAUCGUGGACUGGGCACGCAGGUGCAUGGUCUUCAAGGAGCUGGAGGUGGCCGACCAGAUGACGCUGCUGCAGAACUGCUGGAGUGAGCUGCUAGUGUUCGACCACAUCUACCGCCAGAUGCAACAUGGCAAGGAGGACAGCAUCCUGCUGGUCAUCGGGCAGGAGGUGGAGCUGAGCACGGUGGCCGCGCAGGCCGGCUCCAUGCUGCACAGCCUGGUGCUGCGGGCGCAGGAGAUCGCGCUGCAGAUGCACGCGCUGCAGCUGGACCGCCAGGAGUUCGUCUGUCUCAAGUUCCUCAUCCUCUUCAGCCUGGACGUGAAGUUCCUGAACAACCACAGCCUGGUGAAGGACGCUCAGGAGAAGGCCAACUCUGCCCUGCUCGACUACACCCUGUGCCACUACCCGCACUUCGGGGACAAGUUCCAGCAGCUGCUGCUGUGCUUGGUGGAGGUGCGGGAGCUGAGCACGCAGGCCAAGGAGUACCUGUACCACAAGCACCUGGGCAACGAGAUGCCCCGCAACAACCUGCUCAUCGAGAUGCUGCAGGCCAAGCAGACUUGAGCCGGGGCCAGGCGGGGCGGACCAGGACCCGGCGGGGGCGGGGCCACAGCCACCCCCCCAGGCCCUCCCGAUGGCUUCUUUUAAUCUGCCGACCCAGGAGCCCCGCCCUGUCUGUAGGCUGAUGCCCCUGAGCUCUUGGAAGCCCCGUGUUUGGGAAGCGGGUGAGGGCAGUGGGGCCUGGCUGCGUUGGGGUGGCCCCCACUAGCCACCGGCACUUGCCUGCCACUCAAGAGUGUCCCCAGGUGGUGGCUGCCGACCACCCCCUGCCCCUCCCCCUGCUCCCAGCUCCCCGCCGUCUGUGCUGGAGCCUGGAGCACAGGCCCGGGGAGCAGGUUCAGGAACCCCUGGUGGGCCUUGGCGCCCCUUGGGUCAGAGGUCAUCCCCUCCCUUCUCCUGGAAACAGAGGUAGAAAGGGGUUGAAUGGCACCACCUGGGGGAGCGGGGGUCUCCAGAGUCCCCUCAGAGGGACCGGGAGGAAAGUCCUCUGUUUUGUGACCCGGGGAUAACUGGGUUUGUGAAGCUGGACGGGGCCUAUCGGGUCCUGGGGGGCCCUGGGGGCCCGGCUAGGACAGAAAGAACCCCUCCCCAGUCCUCUGCCCCAUUUGGCCUCGAAGGGGAGAACUUUGACUUGUUAUCCGGAAAGAAUUUUGCUACAAUCGUCUUUCUGCCCCCCUCCCACGGGAGGAGAAGUUUGGCACACUCGACAUUCUAGCCCCGCCCACAGCUGGCCCGGCCAGGCUGGUAUUUAUCUGCAAGGCUGCGCAAGGCAGUCGGGAAGAGGUUUUUUGCUUUGUUUUGUUUCUGAAUCUAGAUGCUCCUUGAAAGGUGUGUGUGUGGUGGGUAGGGGACAGAUUUGAGGAUUGAGGCUGGGGUGUGGGGAUUAGCACCGAAUACAGUCCAUGCCCCCCGACACACACACCCCCUCAUACCAAGGACCCCACCGAUGGUGCUGGGUCACUGUUUCUGGGACCCCCUCACUCAGUGAUCAGCAGCAUGCCCUGUGGGGGUUCACAGACUCCGUGGGUGGGAAUAUGGGCGACUUUGGGGAGGGUGUAUGGUUCUCCAGAUCAGGGACAUUGCUAGUAAG
Molecule: messenger RNA, 3212 nt
Organism: Phyllostomus discolor (pale spear-nosed bat)
Lineage: Eukaryota; Metazoa; Chordata; Mammalia; Chiroptera; Phyllostomidae
Gene: NR5A1
Product: nuclear receptor subfamily 5 group A member 1
Exons: 8
Coding region: 740-2125 (461 amino acids)
Biological process (GO): tissue development; hormone-mediated signaling pathway; regulation of transcription by RNA polymerase II
Cellular component (GO): RNA polymerase II transcription regulator complex
Molecular function (GO): zinc ion binding; nuclear receptor activity; RNA polymerase II cis-regulatory region sequence-specific DNA binding
Source: RefSeq, a predicted model, not a curated record